GUAUGCGAAGCUCCUAUGCCAUCAGCCCAGAUCAUGUCUUUGCACGAGCUGCAUAAGAAUGGAAUGAAAUGGUUCUGUUUGGAUUGUGCCAGCGCGCAGAUGGAUGAGGUUGAAGCUAUGAAGCAUUACUUCACCGUGCACGUCAAGGUUGCGGAGCAGAAAUGUGUUGAGAGAGGUCAGCUGUUCCGACCAUUACACUAUGAGCUGCAAUGCCCAUUUCCAAAAUGUCGAGAGCCGUUGUCAACUCUUACGAAUCUUCGGAUUCACAUAAAUAAUAAGCACAGGGCGGAAACUGCGUAUUCAUCGAGUGCAUGUAUGUUUCGAUUCUGUUCACCAUUUGCGAAAGCGAAACAUGAUCAACAACACUCGAGCUACGAAAGUGUGAAUGGUGUGGAAGGAACCUGCUGCCCACUUUGUGGUACACUGAAUCAAUGGAAUAUCCAGAUGCCUGGAUCAACGUACACAAUGAGCCACAUUGCUGUACAUGGUCUGCGCCGUUAUCACAUGUGUCGCGAUUGCUUUGUCUGCUUCAAAGGAGAUUACGAUGUUAUGACUUGA
Cylicostephanus goldi is the source of this 558-nucleotide messenger RNA. The record is from the annotation of a GenBank genome assembly. NCBI's taxonomy places the organism in Eukaryota, Metazoa, Nematoda, Chromadorea, Rhabditida, Strongylidae.